UCAAAUUCCAAGAGAAACAUAGAGAGUAGUGAAUUGUACGAAUCAAAACGCUGAAAACAUGAAAUUUCUGAUUUUGUGUGUGUUUGCGUUGUUCGUAACUUGCUUUGCGGGUAAAUUGCGUAAGACUGAUUAUCAUUCGGUUGGCGCAGAUGAAUUCGGAGCGGGCAAUGCCUGGGCUGACGAUGAAUGGGGUGAUGAAGAUUGGCCGAGUGAACCGAUCAAAGAAUGGGAACACAAACCGUUGAAGGGAUGGGAGCCCAAACCGGUCAAAAGUUGGGAUGAACCACUAAUUGUGGAGAAAAAAGUGCCCGUCUACGUUCGAGUGCCCGUUGAACAUGUGCGAACGGUCAUUAAACAUCAUCCCGUGUAUAUCAAAGAGAAAAACUCACCAAGUAUUAUUAUCAGAAAAAUAACGCAUUACAAUAAUCAUCAUCAUUAGGAACGGUCAAAUACGGAAGAAAUCGAAACACAUAUGAUUGUUAGUCAGAAAUUGAAAGUGGACCGAAAUACGGGACAAUAUAUUAUUCUACAGAUCUGUCGAUGAGAAUCGGCCUGGCGCAGACGAUCAGUUUCGCAAGAGAGAAGAAAAAUUAUGCAAACAAUGGACGGCGAGUGAAGUAUAGUAAAUUACAU
Molecule: messenger RNA, 633 nt
Organism: Sitodiplosis mosellana (orange wheat blossom midge)
Lineage: Eukaryota; Metazoa; Arthropoda; Insecta; Diptera; Cecidomyiidae
Exons: 3
Coding region: 59-439 (126 amino acids)
Source: RefSeq, a predicted model, not a curated record